Molecule: messenger RNA, 1482 nt
Organism: Arabidopsis lyrata subsp. lyrata
Lineage: Eukaryota; Viridiplantae; Streptophyta; Magnoliopsida; Brassicales; Brassicaceae
Product: putative F-box protein At3g21130
Exons: 1
Molecular function (GO): protein binding
Source: RefSeq, a predicted model, not a curated record
UUUUCGAAACAGUCGUUUUCGAGCACAAUGCAUCUCCCUGAGGAUUUGGUAGUGGAAAUACUCUCUAGGGUUCCGGCUGUAUCUUUGGCAAGAUUACGAUCAACAUCCAAGGAAUGGAAUGCUCUGAUCAAAUAUGGGAGACUUGCUAAGAAGCAUUCUGCUUAUGCUCCAAGGCAGUCUUCUCUGGUUAUCAUGUUGAUUAAUUUUAGGGUUUAUAUAGUGAGCAUCAAUCUCCACGGAAUCAACAAUAACAAGGAUGUUCCAUCUGCAAAGCUAACAGGUCAAUUUAGCCUAAAAGAUCCUCUUUCUAACUCUUCAGAAGAAGUUGGUAUAUGUAGCGUCUUUCACUGCAACGGCUUGUUGCUAUGCACCACCAAGGCCAAUAUACUGGUUGUUUUGAAUCCAUGUUCAGGUGAAAAAAUGUGGAUCCAACCCAGAGUAAUUACUUACAAGGAAUUCAACCACUAUGCUCUAGGUUACGAUAACAGAUCCUCCUGUUACAAAAUCUUGAGCGUGGAUCGAUCUGGCUAUCGUUUCCCAUUUCAAACUGAGUACCAAGUCUAUGACUUUACCUCUAAAUCGUGGCGGGUUGUUGGUGAGACUGGAGGCUUGCUCAUACCACGUAUUCAGAGGCUUGGCAUAUCUGUGAAGGGAAAUACUUACUGGCUUGCUAAUAAUGGACAAGGACGUGUUAUCUUACAAUGUUAUGAUUUUUCUACAGAGAGGUUCCAAAGUCUGUCUCUUCCCAAGGAUGCUCCUAGAUGGUAUUCUGAUGUGGCUUUAUGAGUGACUAGAGAAGAGCAACAACUUUGUAUGAUUGCUCUUCGGAUCCCUGAGGUAUGGAUAGCGACUAAGAUGGAGAGUACCGGAGACAUUUCAUGGAGCAAGUUCCUGACAGUAUCGAAAUUCGAUCUCCGCCAUCAUUUGCGGUUUUGUCUUGGGAUGACUUUCUUGGUCGACCAGGAGAACAAAGUUGUAGUGUCUUGUAAUAACUCCGUGUUCUCCGACAACAUUAUACAAUUUUUGGGAAAGGAUAAAUACAUACAUGAGGAUCAACAUGGUGCUAAAUUUCCUACCCCACGUCUCCUCACUUAUGUUCCAGGUUUGGUUCAAAUUCAACAAGGUAUCUAGUAUCUUGGAGGAGGUAGUUUGUGCACUGUUUAUUUAAAAUGAAAAUGGUUCUCUCUUCACAGAAGAAGCAUUCUGAAACCACCAAGCCGCUUCUAGUUUGCAACAUUUUUACUUGAAUGCGAUGGUAAAAACCGAUGGGCCGCAUGAUCAAGCCUCUCCAAUCGGUUAUUAUAAUCCAGUUCAUGUUUAUUUUUUUUUACAUUGAAAUUAAGCUCAUUCUGCAUUUUUUAAACCCAACUCAGUCACUACACAGAUUACAAGUUAUAGUCUAUUUAUUUUCUCUGUUGAUGGGUUUUUUUCUAUAUUGUAAACUUAAAAUACAUGUUUUGUAGCAAUUUCGAGUUAUAACAC